CUGCUUUUAACGAGCCUCAGAACAGACUCAUUCUGAUUGAUUAUUUAUUAUCUGAGCUGAUGACUGCUCGGCUGUUAAGAGUAAAAAUAGAAGAAUCUACCGAAUAUAAAAGAAAUAAUUUUGAAUCUAAUCCUUAUGAUGUUCAAUCUAAUCUGUCGGCCAUUUUGAAUGUUUUUGGCGUUGAUAUUCCACCGCCUCACGUCACACCCACCAUGAUACUUGAUAAAAUAAUUUAAAAAACUCAAGAACGCAUUUCAAAGGCCCCAGUUGGGUACAUUGGUAAACCACUGGUAUUACAACAAAUGAGUGCUAAACAAUGGGGGACACUGGACUGUAUCAAUGAGGCUUUGUUGAAAGAGUAUUCUGUUAGGAGACAGAUGUUAUUGAUGAGGUGCAGCGUAACUGUCCAAUCAUUUAAAUGGUCUGAUAGGACUAAAGGUAAGGAUGAGUCAUUUACUAGGGUGUGUCAGUCAAAAUGGACUCCAUUGAAAGAAAAGGCCCCAAUAAUAAUAGCAAGAGUAUUAGCUGCUAAAAACGAGUUAUUGAGUAUUGAGAAGACCAGUAGUGGCUCUGUUAGACAGAACACAGCCUCUGAUAUUAACAAGGUUUUGAUUGGUUCCGUUCCUGACAGAGGGGGCAAACUUAAUGAGACAUGCCUACCACCUGAAAUGCCUUUGUUUAAGCAACGGACUGAAGGACCAAGUAAAAAGAGAGGUGGAGUGUCUAUGAUGGCAUGGUUCUCAAAAGAUGAGCUUUCGUUCGUUAAAGAAGUACCCGAUCAAAUUGAAAUAGAGUGUCCAGUUUGUCUUCAUAUCUUGAAAGAUCCUCAUCAGGUGAGCUGCUGUGGUAGAAAUUUCUGCAAGUCUUGUAUUGAGCGAAUAAAAGCUAGUAAUGGAUCCUGUCCUACAUGUAUGUGUAAAGAGGAGAGGUAUCAAUCCUUUGAAGAUAAAAAUAUUGGUCGAAUCAUUAAUGGAUUACAAGUCUAUUGUACUAAUAUGAUGGAAGGAUGUCAAUGGAAAGGAGAUUUGAAGAAUAUAUCUACUCACCUUAGUAAAGAGAUAAGAGAAGGAGAAUGUCAAUUUGAAGAGGUCAAAUGUCGAUAUGACGAUUGUCAAAUAAGAGAUCAGCGUUUACAUCUUAACAUUCACGAGAAGGAGGGAUGUGACCAACGACCAGACAUAUGUGAGCACUGCUAUGUAAGAGGCACAUAUUUCUUUAUUACCUUCUUGCAUAUGGAAUUUUGCUCAAAAUAUCCUCUUCUACCAAUUACGCUUUAUAGAACAAGUGAUCCUGUCCCUGUUCACUUUUAUACUGAGAUUGGUGGCCAUCACAUGUCAGCCACCAUACUUCAACCAAGACUCUACCUUGCAUUUCAUCAUGGAAAGUUUGAUAAAGUCGCUGCAUUUUCCCAGCCUAAAAUUCUAGUCAAAUAUGAUAGUGAUGAUGCACAGCCUGUACAGAUAAAGUCGUAUAGAAAAAGAGUACCAAUAAUUUGA
Amphimedon queenslandica is the source of this 1496-nucleotide messenger RNA. RefSeq lists its product as uncharacterized. NCBI's taxonomy places the organism in Eukaryota, Metazoa, Porifera, Demospongiae, Haplosclerida, Niphatidae. The coding region runs from base 303 to 1496 and encodes 397 amino acids. The transcript is spliced from 9 exons. The record is from RefSeq and is a predicted model, not a curated record. Gene Ontology annotation, cellular component: tRNA-splicing ligase complex. Gene Ontology annotation, molecular function: zinc ion binding.